This is a messenger RNA of Drosophila miranda, 4842 nucleotides long. RefSeq lists its product as uncharacterized. The transcript has 2 exons. The record is from RefSeq and is a predicted model, not a curated record. Gene Ontology annotation, molecular function: calcium ion binding. The coding region runs from base 1 to 4842 and encodes 1613 amino acids. NCBI's taxonomy places the organism in Eukaryota, Metazoa, Arthropoda, Insecta, Diptera, Drosophilidae. Gene Ontology annotation, biological process: negative regulation of protein sumoylation.
AUGUACUUAUCCAAGGAGCAGCAGCAGCAGCAGCAGCAACAGCAGCAUCCCAGAGCCAACUUCAUUAAACUUUUCAUUGCGUGCAUCUUCAUUGCCGCCGCGACGGCUGCAGUGAUUCCUGUCGAACAAACCAGGCACCGUCGCGACGUCUCCGAGAUCGUGAACGAUUACGUCCCGCCAGCAGAGGAAGUUGCCCUCGAUGCUCCCCUCGGAGAAAUCGCCCAAGAGUCGGCUGUCGUGGGAGAGGAUGGAUACCGCUACAAGACCGUGCGUCGCCUGAAGUACCGCCAGCGUCGGGAUGUCUCCGAGAUCGCCAACGACUACCUGCCCCCAUCUGAAGAGGUUGCCACUGAGGCUCCUCUUGAGGAAGCUCCCGUCGAAGAAGCCAGCCAGGAUUCCGCUGUUCUCGCUGAUGAUGGAUACCAGUAUAAGACCGUGCGCCGCCUGAAGUACCGCCAGCGUCGUGAUGUCUCCGAAAUCGCCAACGACUACCUGCCCCCAUCUGAGGAGGUUGUUGCUGAUGCUCCAGUCGAGGAGGUUCCCGUUGAGGAAGCCAGCCAGGAUUCCGCUGUUCUCGCUGCUGAUGGAUACCAGUAUAAGACCGUGCGCCGCCUGAAGUACCGCCAGCGUCGUGAUGUCUCCGAGAUCGCCAACGAAUAUCUGCCCCCAUCCGAGGAGGUUGUCACCGAGGCUCCUCUUGAGGAAGCUCCUAUCGAAGAAGCCAGCCAGGAUUCCGCUGUUCUCGCUGCUGAUGGAUACCAGUAUAAGACCGUGCGACGCCUGAAGUACCGCCAGCGUCGUGAUGUCUCCGAGAUCGCCAACGAAUAUCUGCCCCCAUCUGAAGAGGUUGCCACUGAGGCUCCUCUUGCGGACGCUCCCGUCGAGGAAGCCAGCCAGGAUUCCGCUGUUCUCGCUGCUGAUGGAUACCAGUAUAAGACCGUGCGCCGCCUGAAGUACCGCCAGCGUCGUGAUGUCUCCGAAAUCGCCAACGACUACCUGCCCCCAUCUGAGGAGGUUGUCACCGAGGCUCCUCUUGAGGAAGCUCCCGUCGAAGAAGCCAGCCAGGAUUCCGCUGUUCUCGCUGCUGAUGGAUACCAGUAUAAGACCGUGCGCCGCCUGAAGUACCGCCAGCGUCGUGAUGUCUCCGAAAUCGCCACCGACUACCUGCCCCCAUCUGAGGAGGUUGUUGCUGAUGCUCCAGUCGAGGAGGUUCCCGUCGAAGAAGCCAGCCAGGAUUCCGCUGUUCUCGCUGCUGAUGGAUACCAGUAUAAGACCGUGCGCCGCCUGAAGUACCGCCAGCGACGUGAUGUCUCCGAAAUCGCCAACGACUACCUGCCCCCAUCUGAGGAGGUUGUCACCGAGGCUCCUCUUGAGGAAGCUCCCGUCGAAGAAGCCAGCCAGGAUUCCGCUGUUCUCGCUGAUGAUGGAUACCAGUAUAAGACCGUGCGCCGCCUGAAGUACCGCCAGCGUCGUGAUGUCUCCGAAAUCGCCAACGACUACCUGCCCCCAUCUGAGGAGGUUGUUGCUGAUGCUCCAGUCGAGGAGGUUCCCGUUGAGGAAGCCAGCCAGGAUUCCGCUGUUCUCGCUGCUGAUGGAUACCAGUAUAAGACCGUGCGCCGCCUGAAGUACCGCCAGCGUCGUGAUGUCUCCGAGAUCGCCAACGAAUAUCUGCCCCCAUCCGAGGAGGUUGUCACCGAGGCUCCUCUUGAGGAAGCUCCUAUCGAAGAAGCCAGCCAGGAUUCCGCUGUUCUCGCUGCUGAUGGAUACCAGUAUAAGACCGUGCGACGCCUGAAGUACCGCCAGCGUCGUGAUGUCUCCGAGAUCGCCAACGAAUAUCUGCCCCCAUCUGAAGAGGUUGCCACUGAGGCUCCUCUUGCGGACGCUCCCGUCGAGGAAGCCAGCCAGGAUUCCGCUGUUCUCGCUGCUGAUGGAUACCAGUAUAAGACCGUGCGCCGCCUGAAGUACCGCCAGCGUCGUGAUGUCUCCGAGAUCGCCAACGAAUAUCUGCCCCCAUCCGAGGAGGUUGUCACCGAGGCUCCUCUUGAGGAAGCUCCUAUCGAAGAAGCCAGCCAGGAUUCCGCUGUUCUCGCUGCUGAUGGAUACCAGUAUAAGACCGUGCGACGCCUGAAGUACCGCCAGCGUCGUGAUGUCUCCGAGAUCGCCAACGAAUAUCUGCCCCCAUCUGAAGAGGUUGCCACUGAGGCUCCUCUUGCGGACGCUCCCGUCGAGGAAGCCAGCCAGGAUUCCGCUGUUCUCGCUGCUGAUGGAUACCAGUAUAAGACCGUGCGCCGCCUGAAGUACCGCCAGCGUCGUGAUGUCUCCGAAAUCGCCAACGACUACCUGCCCCCAUCUGAGGAGGUUGUCACCGAGGCUCCUCUUGAGGAAGCUCCCGUCGAAGAAGCCAGCCAGGAUUCCGCUGUUCUCGCUGCUGAUGGAUACCAGUAUAAGACCGUGCGCCGCCUGAAGUACCGCCAGCGUCGUGAUGUCUCCGAAAUCGCCAACGACUACCUGCCCCCCUCUGAGGAGGUUGUUGCUGAUGCUCCAGUCGAAGAGGUUCCCGUUGAGGAAGCCAGCCAGGAUUCCGCUGUUCUCGCUGCUGAUGGAUACCAGUAUAAGACCGUGCGCCGCCUGAAGUACCGCCAGCGACGUGAUGUCUCCGAAAUCGCCAACGACUACCUGCCCCCAUCUGAGGAGGUUGUUGCUGAUGCUCCAGUCGAAGAGGUUCCCGUUGAGGAAGCCAGCCAGGAUUCCGCUGUUCUCGCUGCUGAUGGAUACCAGUAUAAGACCGUGCGCCGCCUGAAGUACCGCCAGCGUCGUGAUGUCUCCGAGAUCGCCAACGAAUAUCUGCCCCCAUCUCAAGAGGUUGCCACUGAGGCUCCUCCUGCGGACGCUCCCGUCGAGGAAGCCAGCCAGGAUUCCGCUGUUCUCGCUGCUGAUGGAUACCAGUAUAAGACCGUGCGCCGCCUGAAGUACCGCCAGCGUCGUGAUGUCUCCGAGAUCGCCAACGAAUAUUUGCCCCCAUCUGAAGAGGUUGCCACUGAGGCUCCUCUUGCGGACGCUCCUGUCGAGGAAGCCAGCCAGGAUUCCGCUGUUCUCGCUGCUGAUGGAUACCAGUAUAAGACCGUGCGCCGCCUGAAGUACCGCCAGCGUCGUGAUGUCUCCGAGAUCGCCAACGAAUAUCUGCCCCCAUCCGAGGAGGUUGUCACCGAGGCUCCUCUUGAGGAAGCUCCUAUUGAAGAAGCCAGCCAGGAUUCCGCUGUUCUCGCUGCUGAUGGAUACCAGUAUAAGACCGUGCGCCGCCUGAAGUACCGCCAGCGUCGUGAUGUCUCCGAGAUCGCCAACGAAUAUUUGCCCCCAUCUGAAGAGGUUGCCACUGAGGCUCCUCUUGCGGACGCUCCUGUCGAGGAAGCCAGCCAGGAUUCCGCUGUUCUCGCUGCUGAUGGAUACCAGUAUAAGACCGUGCGCCGCCUGAAGUACCGCCAGCGUCGUGAUGUCUCCGAGAUCGCCAACGAAUAUCUGCCCCCAUCUGAAGAGGUUGCCACUGAGGCUCCUCUUGCGGACGCUCCCGUCGAGGAAGCCAGCCAGGAUUCCGCUGUUCUCGCUGCUGAUGGAUACCAGUAUAAGACCGUGCGCCGCCUGAAGUACCGCCAGCGUCGUGAUGUCUCCGAGAUCGCCAACGAAUAUCUGCCCCCAUCCGAGGAGGUUGUCACCGAGGCUCCUCUUGAGGAAGCUCAUAUCGAAGAAGCCAGCCAGGAUUCCGCUGUUCUCGCUGCUGAUGGAUACCAGUAUAAGACCGUGCGCCGCCUGAAGUACCGCCAGCGUCGUGAUGUCUCCGAAAUCGCCAACGACUACCUGCCCCCAUCUGAGGAGGUUGUUGCUGAUGCUCCAGUCGAAGAGGUUCCCGUUGAGGAAGCCAGCCAGGAUUCCGCUGUUCUCGCUGCUGAUGGAUACCAGUAUAAGACCUUGCGCCGCCUGAAGUACCGCCAGCGUCGUGAUGUCUCCGAGAUCGCCAACGAAUAUCUGCCCCCAUCCGAGGAGGUUGUCACCGAGGCUCCUCUUGAGAAAGCUCCUAUCGAAGAAGCCAGCCAGGAUUCCGCAGUUCUCGCUGCUGAUGGAUACCAGUAUAAGACCGUGCGCCGCCUGAAGUACCGCCAGCGUCGUGAUGUCUCCGAGAUCGCCAACGAAUAUCUGCCCCCAUCUGAAGAGGUUGCCACUGAGGCUCCUCUUGCGGACGCUCCCGUCGAGGAAGCCAGCCAGGAUUCCGCUGUUCUCGCUGCUGAUGGAUACCAGUAUAAGACCGUGCGCCGCCUGAAGUACCGCCAGCGUCGUGAUGUCUCCGAGAUCGCCAACGAAUAUCUGCCCCCAUCCGAGGAGGUUGUCACCGAGGCUCCUCUUGAGGAAGCUCCUAUCGAAGAAGCCAGCCAGGAUUCCGCUGUUCUCGCUGCUGAUGGAUACCAGUAUAAGACCGUGCGCCGCCUGAAGUACCGCCAGCGUCGUGAUGUCUCCGAGAUCGCCAACGAAUAUUUGCCCCCAUCUGAAGAGGUUGCCACUGAGGCUCCUCUUGCGGACGCUCCUGUCGAGGAAGCCAGCCAGGAUUCCGCUGUUCUCGCUGCUGAUGGAUACCAGUAUAAGACCGUGCGCCGCCUGAAGUACCGCCAGCGUCGUGAUGUCUCCGAAAUCGCCAACGACUACCUGCCCCCAUCUGAGGAGGUUGUUGCUGAUGCUCCAGUCGAAGAGGUUCCCGUUGAGGACGCCAGCCAGGAUUCCGCUGUUCUCGCUGCUGAUGGAUACCAAUAUAAGACCGUGCGUCGCCUGAAGCUGCGCCACCGCCGUGCCCUGUAA